AUGGUCGACGCACUCGCCGACGUCGCGCGGUGGUACCGGUCGCAGAAGCUCCAAGGACCGUCAUCGCCCGUGAGCUCCGACACGCGACUGCAUCGCAUUCUUCAGCUCGACGCCACAAGAGCCUACCUUGGCGCCAAGAUCGAGGCGCUCACGCGCCAGGAGCGCGGCCGCGUGAGCCUCGAAGCCGCGCUAUACAUCGAAUUGCUCGACGCAGCGGAUCCGCGGCUAGCGCACGUCGUCGUCGACCGCGCGGACACUGAGCAAAGCAAGAUAGCAAUGGAGCGAUUCGCAUUCAACUUGUCGAUGGCCGCGCAAUUGCGCACCUUCAAGAAGACGCGCGCGCCGAUCGAUGCCACGUCCGUCGCGACCGUGGAUGCCAAGGACCUUUCCUACGACCGCUUCCUCGCCGACUACGCUUUGCCCAAGCGACCUGUGAUUCUUCGCGGCGGCGCCCAUCUUGUGCUGACGAAAAAGAUGUGGAGCCUCGCGUCGCUAGGCGCCAACGCGGCCGUCGCCUCGAAGCCGAUGCCCACAAAGCGCUACGUACAAGACUCGGUGCAGUGGGCGCGGCUCGAGGACGGGCCCGUGAUGCCGCUCGGUGCGUUCAUCGAGGGGUUGGCGACGAGCGAUUUGUACAUCCACGACCACUCGGUGCCAUUACACCUUCCAGAGCUCGUCGAGGACGUUGCGAUCCCAGCGAUCUUUGCACACGACUAUCUCCAGCGCUUGCCAGAAGGCGCGCUGUACCGAGAGACGUGGCCAAGUCUCUUUGUUGGCCCCAAGAAUACGGCGAGCCAGCUCCACGUCGACUCGUUUGGCUCCAACUUUUGGAUGGCGCUGCUCGACGGACGCAAACAGUGGAUCCUCGUGGACCCGCGCGACAUGCACUUACUUCGCCCUCGCCGGCACCCGGGUCUCCACGACGUUGUGUUCGACGUGGCCUUGCCGCUGCCGACCAGCGCUGCCGACGAUCCCUUCUGGUAUGCGCGCCGGGAAGAAUGUAUCUUGGAGGCAGGCGAUCUCCUUUUUGUCCCGACGGGGACCCCCCAUUACGUGCGCAACCUCACGGCCACGCUCGCUCUCUCGGCCAACUACAUUGACUGUAGCAAUGCAGAGGAAGCGAUCGAUGCUCUGUCGCGCCACGCGAGCACGGAUCCACGCGCUGGCGACGUUGCGCGCCAUGUCGCCCAGUGCAUGCGCGGGCCACAACCCGCCGUGCACACCACACAAAGCGUCCCGUUCGCCACCUUCAAGACGCCGCUGCAAGCGACCGAUGAUGUGCUGCCAGCCACCAAGCGGCGCAGGCUCGACGCCGAGUUCCUCGCCGAUUGGAGCAGCGACGACGAGGCUGGCAGCGACGCAGCGCUUCCACAGCGCUAA
Molecule: messenger RNA, 1380 nt
Organism: Saprolegnia parasitica CBS 223.65
Lineage: Eukaryota; Oomycota; Saprolegniomycetes; Saprolegniales; Saprolegniaceae
Exons: 9
Coding region: 1-1380 (459 amino acids)
Biological process (GO): protein hydroxylation; negative regulation of gene expression; positive regulation of translational termination
Cellular component (GO): cytoplasm; nucleus
Molecular function (GO): sequence-specific DNA binding; histone H4R3 demethylase activity
Source: RefSeq, a predicted model, not a curated record